AUGCAAUCUGUCCACUACUCUUCGGCGGAGAUUGCACGUCCGCCCCCGUUCACAAGUAGUCACUUUCCCGAGUGGGCCACCGACGGGACCAGCCUGACAGUGCUUGACCAACGAGACGGAUUCUGCGCUAGUCACGCGUUGUAUUCCAAUAACAUAGUACAGCAGCCGCUCACCACCAUCCGCAAAUACCUCGACUUCCACCGCAACACGCCCGCACAUCAGCCACCCAUCACCACCACCACCACCUCCUCCUCCUCCUCCUCCGCCAUGGACACCACCACACCCGCAUCGCCGCCAGAGCGCUCCAUCUCGCCCGAGCCCUGGGCAACGCCCUCGCUGGCCCUCGGUGCCAUUCCCCAGCUCGAUCGCUCCGUCUCCACAGCCUCCUCCGUCUCCUCCGUCUCUGGUCGCUCGGCGAGCUCGAGGCUGUCGGACGGCGGCAGGAGACGCGGAUACAUGAGGCCAGAGGGCACCAAGUUCUCCGACUCGGCCAUGCACAGAGAGAGCGUGCAAAAUCUGGGCACCAUUGCGCAUUUGCAGUACUACUUUGCCCGGACUGGCCUGUUGGAUACGGCGACGGGACGGGUCGCCAAGUCGCGCAAGAACGGUACGAGGUCAGCGAGUGGGACGGAGCCCGUGUCUCCAGGACUCGAGGCCGACUUCUCGACUGUCUCGCUCGCCUCUCCAGACGGCACCAUGGAACCUCACUUGGGCGAGGGCUUCGUCGAGUCACCGAUUGACGAAUCUACGCCCAUGCCUUGGGACGACAACGAGCCCAUGAUGCUCCCACCUACCGUCAGCACAUACAAGAAUAAUCCCAUUUACGUGCCCCCGCCGCCAGACAUGACGGUUCUGCGUCGUGAAUUGCGCGAAUCGCUUGCCGAGGCCACAAAGCAUUUGGACGAAUUAAAAAAGGGCUUUGCCAGCGCAUCACCACCGACCCAAGUCCGAACCAACAGCGAUGGCACCACCGACGUUCCUGAUGCGCAGGGCUGGCAUGAGAUUCAAGGUCUGAACCUGCUCGACGUCACCACACUAGCCAUUCGCGCCGCAAAGAACUACUACACUGCACACGAGGCCCCGCAACGGCUCUACGCCAUCAAGUCGGAGCGGACGAUUCGCAAGGAGCUCUACGAAUGCCUGGAAGUCCUGAAACGCCUAGCCAUCCGGAAUUUUGCCGCAGGCGUACAACCGUACGAAGUCACGCAAAUCGACCAAUGGGUACGCGACAUCAACACACUGCUCGACACGGAAGAGGAGAGGGAGAGAAUAGAGGAAGCGGAACAGGAGAGCUUGGCGUGGCGUCAGGGUGAUUGGACGGGUAGAGAGCGGGAGCGCGAGUUGCUGUUCCUUCGAUCGUUUGACAGCAGCCCGGAUACGCUGCCUGAAUGGACGCCGGCCAAGGAAGACGGCACGCCUACGCCUUUUCUCGCCGCGGUACAGACUGGACUGCGGUUAGUCCACCUCCACAACGCCCUCGUGCGCAAGUCGAGACGACAAUUCGAGGAGAUCAAAAACUACCACACCGACACUGCGAAGCCAUACCGUUGCGCGGACAACCUUCGAUACUGGAUCAAGGCCGCCGACUUGCGCUGGGACAUCAAGCUGGAUGUGGAUGUCAUGGGCGUGGUGCACGGUGACGACGCGACGGCCUGGCAAAAGUUUGACGCCGCGCUCUUGAAGUGGUGUUUGGGUGUGCGCGAGGAAAUCACGUUGGAGUGGCACAAGCAGAAGAACCAGACGCGGACGCCAACGCUGCAAAUCGAUGCCAACUAG
This is a messenger RNA of Plenodomus lingam JN3, 1776 nucleotides long. RefSeq lists its product as uncharacterized. NCBI's taxonomy places the organism in Eukaryota, Fungi, Ascomycota, Dothideomycetes, Pleosporales, Leptosphaeriaceae. The record is from RefSeq and is a predicted model, not a curated record.